AUAUGUGCACACUCAUUAGCUAAUAAAAAGUUACUUGUUUUGGCAUACUUCGUCGUAAUGCACGGCAGAAAGAAAGGCAAGUUGUUGUCUGACGACAUGUGCAAAGGUGGUUUAUUUACAGAGCAGAGUCCUCCGUUUUCCGUUCCUCCUCCUUUGUUGUCCUUAUCCAGAAUCUAAAUCUAGUUGUCAGCAAAUCGUUCAGGCUACUUUAUAACCACUCAAUAAACUGUGAAGGCUCAAGGCAGAUUUCACAGAUAUCUGCAGCCAAUAGCCUCCGCGCUUCCUUCCUUGCUGGCUUCAGCAAGUUUGAAAGGCACACUGCACAACCACACGGGGUAUAGAAAUCUACAAGACAACUUCUUCUACUUCUACUUUUUAACCAGUGAGCCAUGAAGAGGAGAGCUCUGUUGGUGUCCAAUUCCACUCUUUAUGGAGGAGGAUAUCUUGAGCACUGUCAAACACAGAUUCAGGAAUUCUUCGGAAAGGAAGUGAAGCGUGUGCUGUUUGUUCCCUAUGCCCUACACGACAGAGAUGCCUACACCAAGACAGCUAGAGACAAAUUCAAGACAUUAGGAUAUGAAGUAGACAGCGUGCACGAGGCUGCAGAUCCAGUGCAGGCGGUGAAGAAAGCAGAGGGCAUCUUCAUUGGAGGGGGCAACACAUUCCGUCUGCUGAAGGCACUCUAUGACAACAAGCUGGUGACGGAGAUUAGGAAGAGAGUCUUCGAUGAUGGCAUGCCCUACAUGGGGUCGAGUGCGGGUACCAACGUGGGCACCAUCAGCAUCAACACGACUAACGACAUGCCCAUUGUCUACCCGCCCACCUUCUCCGCCAUCGGCCUGGUGCCCUUCAACAUCAACCCCCACUACCUAGACAGCGACCCCAAUAGCAGACACAUGGGGGAGACUCGAGAGCAGCGCAUCACCCAGUUCCAUGAGGAGCUCAACACCCCCAUCGUCCUGGGCCUGAGGGAAGGAUGCAUGCUGCUGGUGGAAGGCAAGACAGCAACACUGCUGGGGACUACGAGAGCUCGACUUUUUACACCGGGAAAACCACCUGUUGAGUAUGACCCUGGAAGUGACCUCAGUUUCCUUUUGGACACAGAGAGGGCAUCAGUACUCUAAAGGCCGGAGUUCAACCAAAGAUGGUAGAUAUGCCAAGACAGUCUGUGGUAGUAAGGACGGUAAAUAUCCCAAGAUAAUCUAUGGCAGUCCGUAUUCACUGAAGUUAAGUGUGAAUCGGCCCCGUAUUGCAUCCGUGGCCAUGGGUGCCUUUUCAGGCAGAGGUGUGACCUCCCUACUCUCUGUAAUGGUUGCAGGUGUUUCUUGUCGUGGUCAAUCCUAGCCUAGAUACCGUCUUUGUGGAGCAGCUAUCACCAUUCACUCCCUGCACUUGCUUCUGAAGAUGUUUUUGAAGAAAUCAUGUGGACUUAACAAAAUAAAGCAAUUGACUGCAACAUGUA
Molecule: messenger RNA, 1462 nt
Organism: Engraulis encrasicolus (European anchovy)
Lineage: Eukaryota; Metazoa; Chordata; Actinopteri; Clupeiformes; Engraulidae
Product: Alpha-aspartyl dipeptidase-like
Exons: 8
Coding region: 390-1124 (244 amino acids)
Biological process (GO): proteolysis
Molecular function (GO): serine-type peptidase activity
Source: RefSeq, a predicted model, not a curated record